Molecule: messenger RNA, 2151 nt
Organism: Micropterus salmoides (largemouth bass)
Lineage: Eukaryota; Metazoa; Chordata; Actinopteri; Centrarchiformes; Centrarchidae
Gene: ankra2
Product: ankyrin repeat, family A (RFXANK-like), 2
Exons: 9
Coding region: 161-1108 (315 amino acids)
Biological process (GO): regulation of gene expression
Cellular component (GO): nucleus
Molecular function (GO): protein binding
Source: RefSeq, a predicted model, not a curated record
AUUAAAACUCAAAGAAGAAGUGGAUGCAGCGCAUGCGCGAAUCUAUCAAAACACUGAAAGAAGGGUGACCGCUCGGGAUGUUCACGUAAAACAAUGCCUUAUCGAGCGUUCAGUGGCUUCAGUUUAACCUUAGUGUGAGUGCUCAGUGAGUGAUCAGAGGAUGGACUGCGUGUCAGCCUCAGAUGGGACAGCAGAGUGUCCUCUGGCUUCUGAGGACAUGGAGGGGAUCUGUGUAAUGCCGGAUUUGAGUGCCAUCAAGACUGAACAGUCAAUGGGCGCAAGCCCGGAUGACACGGGCACCCAAAAUGUGGCCAUGGGCAUCAAGUUCAUCCUGCCCAACCGCUUUGACAUGAAUGUUUGUUCAAGAUUUGUCAAGUCGCUCAACGAGGAGGACAGCAAGAACAUCCAGGAUCAGGUCAACUCUGACCUGGAGGUGGCUUCUGUUUUAUUCAAAGCUGAGUGCAAUAUCCAGACCUCACCUUCACCGGGUAUACAAGUGCGUCAUGUUUACACGCCAUCCACCACCAAACAUUUCUCUCCCAUCAAACAGUCCACCACACUCACCAACAAACACCGUGGGAAUGAGGUUUCUUCCACACCUCUUUUGGUGCAUUCUUUGUCCAUUCAUCAGCUUGCAGCCCAAGGUGAAAUGGUGUUUCUGGCCAGCAGGAUUGAACAAGAAACUGUGAUCAAUCUCCAAGAUGAGGAAGGCUUUACCCCCCUGAUGUGGGCAGCUGCACACGGACAAAUUGCUGUCGUCGAGUUUCUGCUCCAAAAUGGAGCUGACCCCAACCUCCUAGCCAAAGGGAGGGAAAGUGCAUUGUCCUUGGCCUGCAGUAAGGGAUACACUGAUAUUGUAAAGAUGCUCAUUGACUGUGGCGUUGAUGUAAAUGAAUAUGACUGGAAUGGAGGAGCCCCUCUGCUGUACGCUGUCCAUGGGAACCACGUGCGCUGUGUCGAAAUCUUGUUAGAGAGUGGUGCUGAUCCUACCACUGAGUCAGAUUCUGGAUUCAAUGCAAUGGACAUGGCUGUGGCUAUGGGUCACCGGAAUGUUCAACAGGUGAUGGAAGCACACUUACUGAAGUUACUGAUGGGAAUCAGAGAAUGAACUGUCACACUUGAGAACGAAAACCAAAGGGACAGCGCUGAGCUUUGGACAAUCACGUAGCACGCCCAGGCUGUCGGCCAACAGGAAUAUUUUGUUCCAUUAAGUGACAGUUCAAAAGCUUUGUAUCAUACCAACAUUAUUUUGUUGUCAUGAUGCACAUGAACAUUUGUGCUCUGUGAAUUUUCAAUUUUAACCGUCUUUCAAGCUGUUUACUGUGCACUUUUUCCACAAUGACUGUGGAGUUGCAAAUCAGCUCCUCAUAGACUGACAGAUGUAAAGUUGAGUUCUUCACUACAACCCAGCAUGGGCUGCACACCACCUGUAGUUUAUGCUGCCAUAUGUGCAGUGCAGGAUUGAUUUUGCUAAGCAUGGUUGUUUUGUUUGUGGUUUUUUAAUAUCGUAUAUUGCGUUACAUGCCACCACUGGCUCUUCCUUCCUUUUCCUGUUAUAGCAAGUGUUUUUUUUUUUCAAACUAACUUAUUCAACAUAAUAACCCGUUUUAAGAGUAAAAGGAUAAUUAUGUAAUAUGUUGAAUUGUCACAUGUUCAUACUGUCUGGUCUUCAUAGUGAGCACAUUUCUAAGGCUCAUUUUGCUACUUUGAAGGCUACAGUGGGUAGAUUGCACAUGGUACAAAUUGUGUGCUUUGAGACUGCCAAGCUGUUUGAUCCUGAAGAUGUUUGUGUUGGUUUUACUGAGUUUAUUUAUCUGAAUAAUUUAGACAUUGUGUCGUAAUGUGAAAUAAUGCACAUAUCGAUGUAAGUCUGUCUGUAGUGUGAUACUGUUACUGAUGUGUUGUGAAUGUUAAGACCUCACACCUCAUUCAAAUGUCUCAAGGUUAUUUUUGUGCCGUUUGCCACUGUUUGAGUGUUUGUAUUUUAUCAGUCAUACUGUAAGUGGUGUAUAAAGAAAUAACUUGUAUUGGCCGCAGUGUAAUUCAUCAUUCUGUACAGAUAUAUCUGAUUGCAUGUCAAAAAGGUCAAACAACUGUUUAUAGUCACUGAAAUGAAGCUGUUAUUUAAUUAAAAGAUCUUUUUAAAGAGUG